CAGUUACAACAUCUUUAUUUACCUAGUUUACUUCCUCCUUAUUCCUGAUACUCAUGUCGAGAGUAAUUCACUCCUGCUAAAUAGUUGGUGGAGAAACUAUCCACCAGUGGACACCACAUCGCCGACAGGAAGGUGUAGUGGAUUUUACACCGGGCCAAAUGAAAGGAUACUAUCAACCCGCUGGACCUUUAAUAUCAGUCCCUCCAACGCACUGCAGCAGUGGUCAACCUCCACCUCCGGUGAUUCCGCCUCUUACCAAGACUGUUCCGCUACCAGAUGCCUCACCAACAACAUCAACGACACCGUCAUUAUCAUCGCAUGAAAUACCCCCACCGCCACCUAGUUCCAAUGGUGACUCUUCGGAUAGUGAGGUGAUAAUUACAUCUGUGACUGCAGCAAAAGACAACGUACCAUCUCAAGCACAUGCGUCCUCACCCUAUCGAUACCCUCAAUAUCCUAGUUACCAAUAUUCUUAUCCUGCUCCGUAUUCUUAUCCACCCGCUCCUCUUCCACCCAACCCUCACCCUCCAUAUUCACACCAUGAUAUGUGUUAUUCAAAUCCAUAUGGACAUAAAUGGACUUAUAGGAGACACCUAUCAGGUAGUCAGUAUUAUCCAGUACCAAAUCCACAGGAAAUGUAUCCAAUGGUGACCACAACUCCAGUGUCGGCGAGUGGAACAUUCUCUUCUCCUAUAGUUGGCCCACCACCCCCUCCUCCGACGAUAAUGGAGACGUAUGCUGGACCUCUCGAAAGUUAUCAACCACCGCAGCCAUCCCAUUUUUAUCCUUCGCCUGUUUAUCCCCCUCCAGGACCCUGUUAUUCGCACCAACCAACUAGAACAAUUCCCUACCUUAGUACAUAUCAAAGUAAUUGCCCUUGUCCAAUGCAGUCGUGUCCAAAAAACGUACUUACUGGACCUCUUACUGGUGAUAGUAAGAGGUCUAACAUGACUUCCAUUUCUAACGACUCGAUGCCUUUACCUUCAAUAGCCUUAGUUUUACCAUCUGAACCAGCGAGCGCAACUGGUCCUCCAAGUCCUGCGAGAGGGUCUGCAGGAAUGCCUCCACCCCCAUCGCCGGCUGGGGCUACUUACCAACCUCCACCAGUGGCCACAAAACAAGAAUCUCAUUCGCCAAUUAGUGAAGAAGACUUUAAAUUAGAUAAAAAGAAAAAAGCGAGAAUUGGAAAAGCAAUGGUUAGGAGAAACAUAGCAGCUAAUAUGCAGCAAAAUACAAUGUUACUUAUGUGUAACCCUGUACAAGAUUAUGUGAAAAGAGAAAUUGAGAGUCCACAAAAUAUAGAAUUAGAACAAAAACGAAACACAUCGUCUGAUAAAGAUAACCUCAUUACUCAAGAUCUACAAAAUUCUAGUAAAGAAAUAACAAAUUUAGAGAUGUGCACUACGCUGGAAUUAAGAGACAAAAAUAAUGUGGAAAGUUCUAAGAAAAUACUUGAAAAUUGUAAGCCGCUUAAAGAAGAAAUCGAAGAUCCCUUACCACCCGUGAUCAACACUGUUGCAGAAAAUGUGAAAGUUAAAAACAUGAAACGGAAACUUUCUAUGUGUUCGGAGAAAAUAUCGGAUUCAGAAAGUCCACCUCAAAAAAAGAGAAAAAAAGCUGGUUCCUAUAAGUAUUUGAUAAAAAAAGAAACAAAUGCUAUUAAAAUUAAUAAUGGUAAAUUAAAACUAUUAGGCGAAAUGCCUUCUGCAUUAAAUUCAGUCAGAACAAAAACAAAACUAAGAAGACCAACAACUAAGAACAAACUUUCUUUUAACAAGGAAUCGGCAAUUAUCCGUCGAAAAUUAUAUAAACAAUUACCAUUAAAUACUCUAAAUUGUCGUUCAAAAGCACAUAGAUUAACUCAUGAAUCCAAGAUUAAAAAUUCUGGUUUAGUCAAAAAAGGCAGUUUAAGACAAAGUACUAAAUCGGCACCGGCGGUGUUGGAUAAACUCUUUGCCAAAAAUAACGUGGAACGAAUUAUCGAAAGUGUGAUAGGUGAUACAUUAAGGACAUCCCACGAAUCUAAAACUGAGAAGUGCAUAAAACAAUCCAAAUACAGCCCAGUGAAAACAAAUGUAAAUAAAAUUAGUGUACCUAAAAAAAUGAAAAACGUAACCAAAAAAUUAAGUUCAACGAGACGAACAUUUAAACAUAAUGAAGCAUCAACACCUCAAAUUCCAAAAGCUAUUAAAAGAUCUUUAUCAUAUCCCAGAUGGUCGAACGGUUGGAUUUGGGAAGGAGAGCCUUUCGAAGCGAAAGUAUUUUUAAAUGUAAGCCAAUACAUAUUUUAA
Psylliodes chrysocephalus is the source of this 2291-nucleotide messenger RNA. The record is from the annotation of a GenBank genome assembly. Lineage: Eukaryota; Metazoa; Arthropoda; Insecta; Coleoptera; Chrysomelidae.